This is a messenger RNA of Rhipicephalus sanguineus (brown dog tick), 9348 nucleotides long. RefSeq names its product eukaryotic translation initiation factor 4E-binding protein Mextli. The record is from RefSeq and is a predicted model, not a curated record. Bases 135 to 2024 code for a protein of 629 amino acids. Gene Ontology annotation, molecular function: translation initiation factor activity; eukaryotic initiation factor 4E binding; RNA binding. Lineage: Eukaryota; Metazoa; Arthropoda; Arachnida; Ixodida; Ixodidae. The transcript has 18 exons. Gene Ontology annotation, cellular component: cytoplasm; RNA cap binding complex. Gene Ontology annotation, biological process: positive regulation of translation; regulation of formation of translation initiation ternary complex.
GAAGGAAACUACGGCACUACGGCAAGACACAAGUAAAAUAGAACGGCACCCACCUAUUCAGCCAUUAGGUCCCCACGUUAGAGUUGUGUUCUACGUUUGUAGUACCUUUGGAAAGGUACGUUACUUCGAACAAAAUGUCAACGAAAAGCACUAAAGGUGUACGUAAACUUGAACGUCCACGCCCACUGCGAUCGAGCUCCGAUUCAGACAGGUCUCCGUCAUCUCUUCUAAGUCCAGCUGAGAGUGUGACUAUGCUACUGGACACAAAUGCACAAUGCUCUGUAAACGAUGAGGAUGUGCUGAAUGAAAUUGAAACGCUUCACGUCUCAUUGAACAAUGGAAACUAUGAUGCCACCAUAUUGUCCCUAAUUGCCAAUGUCUGUGAGCUACUCAAAGUAAAGGGAGCUGCCAUGGAAUCGUCCUUCAAAGAUCAGUUGGACUGUUACUUUGUCACUCUACGUAAUGCAUCGCGUGAUGAGAGGCUGGAUGUGAUAGGCCGUCUGAGGCUUCUUGAGGUGAUCGAACUGCGGGCUUCUGGAUGGAAGAGCAUUGAUUUGAUUGAUUAUUUCAAGUGCAAGUUCGCAGAAUUUGAGCCUCAGCCGUAUCAACAACAGCAGCAGCAUCAACAGCAGCAGCAGCCACAGCAAACACAGCAGCAGCACUCAAUGGCACCUGUUACACCCGCAACAUCACCGCCACUCUCGCUGCAGCCAACGGAAGUGUUGAAGAGCUCAGGGAAGUUUGGUAAACCAGCAAAAAUUCCAGGCCGAAACUUUCUAAAAGAUGAAAUCGUUAUUCGAAACUCUGACUCUGGGAAAGUGAUGGGCAUCAAGGGGCGUCGUGUUCAUAUGAUUGAAGAGCUGAGUGACACGGUGAUCUCCUUCCAGCGAGUGAAUCCAGGUGUGCGGGACAGGCUAGUGCAGAUAACGGGCCCUAGUGAAGAGACAAUAACGCGAGCAAAAGAACUGAUCGAAGAUACUAUUCGACGCAACGCAUCUCCAGUUCGAGAAAUGGGAGACGAGACAGCCAACAGUUACGGCAUGGGAGCAAAAGAGUCCUGCCAGAAGCCUUCCCUCGUACACAGUUACAGCAUGGGUGAUGCUAGUGUGGGUGAAUACACUACCACUGCCUCUGUGGGCAGGGAUACCCUCCGGAUCAGUGGGCACAAGGCCGUCCUGGUUAAGGCUGCGAAAAUGUUCUUGGAGAAGUACUUAUUGAACCAUGGUGACUUGAGUGAAAAGGUAGCUGCAGACAUGCUGUCUGCAUCAAAUCAGGGAUCUUACAUGUCUCCUGAGGCAAACAUGCUCUCUAAUAACCGAGGAGUGUCUGAGCUGUGCACUGAAGCAGCAUCAUGGCAGGGGCUUGCUGUAAGGAGAGACAGUGGCCCACCUAGCAGCCACACCAGCAGCUCAAGUGAUGAGGAGACUUACAAGGAAGACGGUGUACAAGAAUUUUCGGAGAGUGACAUACAGCGGAUGGCGAAGUGCACCGGUGACCCUUCUGAUAGCGUCACCCGGUUUACGUUGGAAAAGGAAAUGAACAUGACUCCGAAGCAUGUUUCUCGGUCCGGCAGCAUAUUGAAGAACUUGCCUGCUCAAAUUGCCACGAGAACGUCAAGUGUUGCUGAGGUGUCUGGCCAGCCAACCAAGCAGUUCAAGCGAUCUGGAAGCUCGCCAGAGUUUUCUGCCAAGGCUGACCGUCCUCAAGUGCCUUCCUCUGCUUCAUUAGAUGCUUCUGAUGCUCCUAUUGACCCAGCAGCUGUACGCAAGUGCUACUCACGAGAUGCUCUUCUUCACAUGUCAGUCUCACCAUUGGCCACACAGAUGCCUCCAGAUUUCCCUUCGUUGGACCCUGAAGUGGCAAAUUUGAUGGUAAAGCAGCACAUCACCCCAUUUGACUCUGAUGGGUUCCGGCAACGGAUGAUGCGUCAGGCCUCAGUCUCCGACUUUGUCUCAAGUUCUCCAGUUUCAUCCACACCUCCGCGUUCUGAUGUAUCAGAGGUGGAAGACUCGGCUGUUGCCUGAAGAAUGUCUGUGUAGAAUGAAAGCGUAUUGUGUUUUUACCAUUUAAAAUACUUCCAAUUUAGGUCAUAACACUCACUCUCAAUGACCUAACAAAAGUUUGUAAUAUGUUCCUUUUGCUGUGAUUUUUCUUGCGCAUGAUUUAUGCUUCUCAAAGCACUACGUGUAAACUAUGCUCUGGGAGGAUUACCCUAGUCCAAAGGUAGCUAACAGUGGUGGCAAAUUUUGUGGUGUAACUGACAUUAUGUAUUAUAAUGUUCAAUCAAGACUGCUUCAGUGUAUUUACCAGUGACCUGUUGCGCUUUCACCAUUAUUUUUCUUCACUAUCACAUGCUCAUGUACUGGUGCAUUGAGUGCUUGGAUGUGUUACAGUAGUGAAUGUUAGUUAUUUGUUGGGCAGUUUUUCUUCAACCAGUAAAUUUUGUUUGUUACUUAAUUCACAUGUGUUUAUAAAAAGCAAGCUUUGUAGUGUCCAAGAAAACGUGAUGGUGUCAUGGUGGCAUCAGAAACGAGCGCAGCAAGUACUGUAAUCGAAGAAUAAUUUAUUUCCUUUCGUAUACUAAUAUGAUGCUCAUAAUGUAAAAAUUUAAGAAAAUCGGUAAAUAUCAAUGUUUGAAAAAAAGCAGAUGUAAAAAGAAAGCGAGCGCAAGAGAUGAAAAGCUUUUAGUUUAAGUCAUUCACUUGUGCUGCUAAGCUAGAAAAUGCGGGUUUGAUUCCUGGCAACAGGGGCCUCAUUUUGAUGGGCACAAAGCGCAAAAACAGUCGUGUACCUAGAUUUGGGUCCAUGUUAAAGAACCCCAGGUGGUCAAAAUUUCCAGAUUAUCUCACAACCCCAGCACUUACUUUUAAUUGAAUCAUUUGUAUGUUCUGAAAACAGGUUGCUGCCUUGAAGGUUGAAUGAGCAAAAGUAAUCAUUGAGCAACAGAACUCUGUGCAACCUUUUCUUACUCAACCAUAUGCACAUUUGUGCUCCCAAAUUGAGGGCAGUGGGCAUUAGGGAGUUUUAGCUUGUAACAUAUUCUUCUCUACGUUACCGUGUUACCGGAUACCGGAUGGAAUCUGUGCAUGCGCGAACCUUUACGUAACGUAAACUACUCGCUGGAUAGGCUUUACGUGUACGGCCCUAUCUCGCAAAUCCACUUUCGUUCGUGGCUACUCGCGAUAUCCGCUUCGCGGAGACUCCAGUUGCCGAGUCAAAAUUAGCCGAAGUGUGAGCGCCACUUACGAUCACCUUAUUUCAGCCGGGUUACCGAGGCUAGAGCGACCUAGAAUACCGAAUCCGCAAACGUGGGAGGCCUAAAGACUCUGACAGGUUGGAUAGGUGGCGCCAUCUAGCGGGGCCAAGGUGUACCAGGCGAGCACAAAAUUGUUAUUGCAGAAACAUAGGGCAUUCUACUCCCAAUGUAAAUGCCUUGCAGCGGCAUCAUUACGAAUGAGUUGCCUUUUUAAUAAUUUUUUCCCCUCAAGAACACUAAGCGAAAACAAACGUGUCCAUGAUUGUGGUUGCGCGAAGCGUCACAAGAUGUCGACACCAUCACCCGGUAACCUGGUAUUGCUACACCCCUUCGCUUAUACCGGGAUACUGCACACGCUGAAAACCUCUCUUAUGAUUUUGCCGCAGCGUAUAAUUCAAUAUUAUCUAAAUUAAAUGUAGUUUAAAUGCUGUUAUCAUCACCAUUUAGUGGUUUACGCAAACGUAAAGGUUUGCGUACAUACGUAAAGGUUUACGUUUGGGCAGCUAAAAAACUUUACUAAAACUCAAGUUCCGGUAAAACGGUAAAAGUAAUCCGGUAACGGUAACGUAAAGAAGUAUACGUUACAAGCUAAAACUCCCUAUUAUGUCCACAAAAUUGUGUGGCUUGUGGUUAAGGUGCAGUGUAAGUUAUUCUGGUAAUACACGUGAGAGUCAGCCUUUAGGUUUCCUCCGUAAAAAAUUAGUAAGCCUAAACUGCUAUCUUCGUAGUGAAUGUAGAUGUGUCCAUGCUUGACAGGUUGGCCCUACUGUUGCAAGAGCAUGCACACAUAGUUUUGCUUCCUCCUUUGUAUGUGUGUGCCACAGUUGAAUAUUUCAGACAUUUAACUUUUUUUCUUGCCCUUCUCAUCUGUUGUGUUUCCAAUUUUUGCAUUUACUUUUCACAUUUGUGAAUGCCAUUUACUUGUGUCCAUUCUUAACCCAUGUUUUAGCAGCUGAACCUGGCAGCACAAGAGUCAUACCAGUGGUCUGCCAUUAGCACACCCCUACACCUUGCCAAGGAACUGUCAGGCCUAUGGUAGUCAUGUCGCAUAGUAGUUGAAAAGGAAGCUUAAAACUGCGCUAUACAUCAUUGACGUAACCAGGGGAAUUCAUUCAAUCCUCCCCCCCGGCCUUUGAAAAAAAUAUAUUCUGGCUAUGCCCCUGCUAUCCGUAUUCUGUUUUUCAUUAUCUAUCAUCUAAGAGAAAAUGCAUCCCCCUUCCUCUGUGCUUCUUUUCUCCUAGCUUUAAGUUUUUAUACACGAAAUGCGAAACGGAAAGGCCUUAAAGGCCAACUCCGGCGAUUUUUCGAGGUCGAUUGAUCUCAGUGAAAUUCGCUGGGUACGUUCCUUUGCACGUUUCCGUCAUUUAUGCCAAAUUACAGGCUUGAGACAUGCGCAGAUUGUUUGCAAAUGAAUUUUAAAGAUUGUCUGCAAACGCCCUCCUGGCUUCCCACAAUUAUUGGCAACAUUGCGUCUGUGACGUCAGUGUUGGCAAGGCGGCAGAAGUGACGCAGCUGAGGGCACCGCUAACUUCGGCGCUUAGGCCGUUACAGCGAGCGUCUGCUGUGCACAAGGCGACAGACAGCGUUGGUUUGGCCGGCGCUUCGCUGGUCUUCCCGGCUGUCACAGUUUUCAUACUCCGCGCCGGCGUGACCGGCAUGCCUUGCACGACUUCCGGUUCGUUUGUAACAACGUCUACGUCAUACGUAGACAGUACACUCGGUUGGGUUUCGGUUUCGGUGUUGCACUUUUUUGCUUAUUUAAAAUUAUCCUCCAAUUUGCCGAGUAUUUCUGCUAUCGGGCCUGUAACAGGAGCGUCUCAGGAACAUAAAAGCACCAUUACUUUGACAUGGCCAAAAAAUCGCUGGAGUUGGCCUUUAACUUGCCUGAAAAUGGCUACCUGCACACCGUGUCUGUCAUGAAAAUAAAUAGUAGUGUUCACAGGAUUAGCAAGUGUCCUGGAGGGACACAUUUUACAAAAUAUCCGUUUAAUUUCAAAGAGUGGAAUAGCUCAUGUGAAGAUUAUGAGCAGUAAACUGUAAUUGCUCACCGAUAAUUUGAACUUGCAAGGGUUAGAAUAAUUGGAAGUCUGAAGUAACAGAUUUGCCAGCAAAUAAGCAUAUUUACUUUACAUUUCUCCCAAAAAAUAUUGUCUGCUCGUCGCUCUCUGUGCACAUGUUUGCCUACAAGUUGGGUUAGUCCAUACUUCAACAUUGUGAUACUUGUCCGGCUACAGAAAAUCGGUCAGUUCUUACGUCGACCAUGUUGCCAUUGCAUAUAAAAUGUAGAAAGAAUGCAUGUUAAGAAUCUCUCCCAUGGCAACUAAAAUGGCUGGCGAGUGUCUUCGUAGCAGUCUUUGACAAGUACUUUGCUUGGUGCAGACAGGGAUGUUGGAGUUGGCGCUAUUUGAAGCUGCUUGAUAAUUUGUGAAUAAAAAAAAUUAUAGCAAUCAAGGAAAUCACUGAGGGCAUUGUCACUGUUUAAAACAUAAAAGUACACAUAUAUUGGAUGCUGUGUUAGUUUUGUGUCUGAUAAUCCCAAAAUUAAAUCGUAAAUGGUCUAACGUUUUAUAUAAUUAAUGCUAGCAUCGUUAAUUAUGAACAAUUUCAGCAUCACUUCAAAACGCCCACCUAAAAUCGUAAGAAACUAGCAUCCUACCGCGGGGGAGUGCCAUAAGAUCACGUGCGCUCAGACUUUGGUGAUGUUGAAAGCGUAAUUUUUGAAAUGCAGUAUCACGCGUGGUAUAGGAUGGAACAGUGUGAUGGCUGGUGUAUGCGUUUAGCCUGUUAAGCAUUCACUGGGCUGUCAAGAGCAUGCCCCCUCAUGAAGAUAAAACAUCCUUGGCGCAAGCAGCCAGAACUACCUUGAGAGCAGCCUUACAUCAUAGCGAGAUGGAUGACGAACAAUAGCCCCCUUGGGCACCAGUCCUUGCGCUCCGAAAACUUGUCUGUGACGUCAACAACACUCGCUUCGCUAGUUGAACGUCACACAGGGUCCCCUAUCAGUAUCAUACUAGUGGCGAUGUUGCAAGGCGCUGCCAACUCAGGUGAGCACUGAACUCACAGUUACUUUAAAACCAAAUUAAAAUAUCUUAAAGGCAACAUUUGCCACUAAUAAUCAGUCAGAAGUAGCCACGUAUACAGGGCAUUUAAACAACACAAACAUCUUGAGCUUUCAAUAUUGGUGUCGGGGUCUUUAAAACUUGUGAAACGAACCAAAAAUGCAGCCUUUAUAACUUGAGUGGCUUAUUGGUAUCGAUUUCAAAGCAGUGCCAGCUAUUUUGUCAGUUAUGUACCUAAACAAAAAUAUUGCUCGGUCUGUUGAAUUUUAUGGCUAUGCCUGCAGCCAUUCAGGCAGAUUUUUCGGAACAGUGCACUACAAGGUGCUGAAAAUUUCAGUCGUCCUUAUGCGUUGUAUGUGGGGUCAGUGACCAUGUCAUGAAGUUGUAACUUGAGCGGCAUUCUCAAUGAAUCUUGUAUAUUUGCUUGCAAGAUGCCUACAUGAUUUCUAUGAGCCACUAAGAGUCUGUUGAAAGCAUCCCUUUAGUGUAUCAUUAGAACAGUUUGCUUGGUGACUGCCUGUGUUCUUACUCUGAGGUGAAAAUGUUGACAUUCAGCUUUGCUGCUAAGACAUACUUGUGACUGUAUAAACACAUUGACAUUGAGCACAAGCAAGUGGACGCCUGUGUGUUUGUUCAUUAAUGCUUGCAUAGCUCCACAUGAUUAUCAUUGCUAAUGCAGUUGAACAGUCUCAAGUAUGUCCAAAAUUUUAAUUGUUGGUUUUUAGAAUGUUUUGUUUUUUUGCAUUGUGUUCAGUUUGUUUUACUUAUGAGGCGGCUGCUUUUCUGUGUUCAACACCUUUCGAUUCACAGGUUCACAGGCAGAAGACUUGAUGCCGAGAGAAAAAUGUCAAGUAUGGCUGCCGAAGAUGAAAGCCCGGGACAGGGCUGAUCAGAGUUCCAAAACACUUAGCUUCUUACCAAAGGUCUUAACAAUAUUUUAUAUUAUUAAAGGUUUGCUCUUCAGUUAAAUUUUUAAUCUUCUAAUGCUGGUUUAUGUUCUCCAAAAGGUUGCUUUGGUUUCCGCUGUCUUCGAAAAUUUUAUUUAUUUGUUUAAAUAGAAACCUUUUGUUGUAUUUAUGUUUAAAGGGCCCUUGAAAUACUUUUCCAAGUAAUCAUGAAAUGACCUUACUGUCGGGGUUUAUCACGUCGCGGAUCAACUGCCGCAAAAAUUUUUAGAAUCCGUUAAGUACAAGUGGAGUUGCAGAGCACUGGCCCGCAUCGCGGUGGCUGCAGUAACCAUGCAGCUCAGGAUGUUCAAAUCGACCAAUGGCAGUGUUCUUUUGGUAUGUGACGCAGUUGAUUUGAGUAUAUGUCGUCAUUUGUCGUGAGAAGAGCGAUUGAUUUCUGGCUGACUUCGAAAUUUAAUUGUAAAUUCCCUGCCACGUGCUGUUUGGCUCACUUGUUCGCAGGAGCCUCGACUACCAAUCGGCAGCAUUUUCUGACCAUGUUCAAAAAGUGUUACAAGGCCCCUUUAAGAGCAUGAUAUAUGUAGUGUUGACUUUCUUGCAACUCUCCAAAGAAUGUUUUAGGGUGAACUGUGUCGCUAUUUUUGUUUGCUGGAGAAAUCUGGAAUAGUUUGAAGGAAUCCUCCACAUGUUCCAUUGAAUGUUGGGAAUAGCUAGGCAGAAAAAUGGCAUUUACAUUCAACGACAAAACAAAGACAAAACCUCACUUGGUAGUGACUCACAGCAAAAUAAUUUUUGCUCCUCAAACAAUGCAAUAUAUAACCAAGAGGAAACGGAAGACAAGCAAACUCCUUAUUUUGUUUUGGUAAAUGAUAAAGGGUGGGCUUUAUAACAAUAUAAGUACUAUAUUAUAAUAAUAUAAUAGCCCACAUACAUUUAAAGAAUCUUCCCUAUUGUCAUUUGUAAAGCAAUAAAUUGCUUAUGCUUAUGUAUGUGGCACUGUAUGACUAAGUUACUGCCCGUCAUUUAUUGCAAUGUGCUGGUUUGCUUAUGACUGUCUGCUCUUUGGUUGGUUGGUAACUGUAUACAACAUGGAUGUCCAUUCUGUAGCAGAUUUCUGAAGUGGGAUAUUUUAAAUGUCAUUGAAAUCAAUGCAGCUGAAGUAUUGGAUAAGAUUUUUUAUGCAUACCUUAUGGGGUCGACGGUGCUAAAGAAUAUUCAUUGUGGCAUGCAGCUUCAACACUCCUUUUGAUCUACUCCUCAAAGCUUACAGGUAUCUUUAAUGAGUAAGUGUUACCAGCUUAUUGAGAGAAAGAUGUCAGUGGUUCCCUUAAACUUGACAAUUCAUGAGCUUGAGCACAGUAGAAUUUAAGGCUGCGAAAAUUUAACUCUACCCUCUAGCACUUGCAGGUGCACCUAAACAUUCGUCCUUACACCGUGAUUUGUAGUAGUGUAUUGAUCUACGGUAGGGUACUGUCUAGAGUAGUGUAUUUUAUUGUCAAGAAUUUCAUCCUUGCUCGAAAGAAAACACCGCCCCCCCGCCCCCCCCGAAAUUUUUGUAAGACCGAAUAUGUCGCAUGCAGUGUGUUCAAAAACAGCUGUUCACUCCCAUCUCCUCCCCCGAAAUAAAAUCCCUGGAAAAAGCAGGCAAGAAUACUCACACUUCUCCCCAGCAAUUGUCUGUGUAAAAUGGGAGGGUAGUGUGAAUGCGAAAUUAUUGUUGAGCGGGAAAUUCACUGAAUAUAUCGAAACUGGGGUGCUCUAGAAGAAUCGAACAAGAUGGGGUCAUAUUCGAACACAGUCGUGAAGCUUGUGAUAUCAAACGUACUCAAAUAAUAACUUGAUAUACACACACUAAAAUGUCAGAUGCAACAAAGAGCAACCACUGCAUGGGGAAUAAACCGCUUACUACAAUGCUCCCAUGUGACAUUUUAAGUUGUAAUGAAUAAAUAUGACUACUGUAUGUCUACACCAAAGAGACUAAGAACGCGGAAUUCCAUGGGAAAAGAAAAGACCUAGAUGCUGACACUACGACACUGUAUAACUUGUAGUAACUGAAGAACUGCGGUAAAUGUACCAGUUGGUUGUGCAAGACAGGGUUCAUGAUGCUUCCAGACAUAGCUUACUA